Molecule: messenger RNA, 321 nt
Organism: Tremella mesenterica DSM 1558
Lineage: Eukaryota; Fungi; Basidiomycota; Tremellomycetes; Tremellales; Tremellaceae
Exons: 4
Coding region: 1-321 (106 amino acids)
Biological process (GO): mitochondrial electron transport, NADH to ubiquinone
Source: RefSeq, a predicted model, not a curated record
AUGUUGACACCUUCCAGAUUAUACGUCAAAUCCCUAUACAAAAGAUUCCUCACAAAUUCACUUAAUUGGUAUAUCCGUCGAGACCUUUGGCGUAACAAAGCCAUUGAGAUCAGAGCGGAAUUUGAACGUAAUAGAAAUAUCACCGAUCCUCGGGCUUUAGCUUUAGUUCUUGAACAAGCGGAAGCUAGGUUAGCUAAAGAAGCUCAUCCUGAUCCUUAUCGACCACCAUUGUUUCCUGACGGUACGAAAUGGGAACGUAAUUUACCCCCACGUAUGUUCACAGCACAGGAAAAAGCAGAAGCGUUGGCAGCGGAACAUUGA